Messenger RNA from Closterium sp. Yama58-4, 588 nucleotides. The record is from the annotation of a GenBank genome assembly. Lineage: Eukaryota; Viridiplantae; Streptophyta; Zygnematophyceae; Desmidiales; Closteriaceae.
AUGAGAGCAAGUAUCCCUGCCUUCCCUCCUCACAUCCCUGCCUUCCCUCCUCACAUCCCUGCCUUCCCUCCUCACAUCCCUGCCUUCCCUCCUCACAUCCCUGCCUUCCCUCCUCACAUCCCUGCCUUCCCUCCUCACAUCCCUGCCUUCCCUCCUCACAUCCCUGCCUUCCCUCCUCACAUCCCUGCCUUCCCUCCUCACAUCCCUGCCUUCCCUCCUCACAUCCCUGCCUUCCCUCCUCACAUCCCUGCCUUCCCUCCUCACAUCCCUGCCUUCCCUCCUCACAUCCCUGCCUUCCCUCCUCACAUCCCUGCCUUCCCUCCUCACAUCCCUGCCUUCCCUCCUCACAUCCCUGCCUUCCCUCCUCACAUCCCUGCCUUCCCUCCUCACAUCCCUGCCUUCCCUCCUCACAUCCCUGCCUUCCCUCCUCACAUCCCUGCCUUCCCUCCCGUAGGUUCGGGGCCCCACUAUUUACGGUUGCGACACCAUGUGUCAUACAGCCAGUAUGCAUACGCAAAGCUGCAGGUUUUGCAUGCAAUCCUGCUACACACAGGGCAAAGCCAGGCCUGGGCAAUUUUGGCGACAUGA